CUAGCUGGGUCCACAAGUUAGGUGCUGAUGUCGCUCAGUCUCGCUUAUACACAGAUAGGGGCUGAGGUGGCGCCAGGCGGCGCUAAGGACGGAGCCGGUGGUGUGGAAUGUGUGGACCCCGGCACCCCCACGGUGUGGGCUCUUCACACGCGCGACCGACUGCCCAUUGAUGUGCUCAAGGCGCUGCCCGCGGUGGUCAGGUCGUUGGGACGCCGGGCGGCGCCCUCCACCGGAGCAGCCGCCACAGCCGCCGCAGCUGCCGGCGGCGGCGGCGGCGCAGCAGGGGCUGCUGAGGACGGUGACGAAGAAGACGAAAAGGAGGGGGAGAAGGAGGAGGGCGGAGGCGGGGAGGGUGAGGGCGAGGGCCCGGAAGCGGAGGACGAGGAGGAGGAUGGCGAGGACGAAGGCGGUGGCAACCCCGCGGCAGUUGCAGCAGCAGUAGCAGCAGCUGCCGCUGCCCCCGCUACAGCCGGCGCCGCCACCACAGCCACAGCCACCUACCAGCUGCGGCCGCAGCAGCUGCCGGGCACCGCUGCUGCUGUCGCUGCUACAACCAGCGCCGGCGGCGGCACCGGCGCCUCUGCUACUGCCGCCGGCGCCGCCGCCGGUACGACGCUGCUGGCGGCUGUAGCAGACCGACUGGACGCUUUGACAGCGGCGGGCGGCGGCGGUGGCGGCAGUGGCAGUAGCAGUAGCGGUGGCGGCGGCAGCAGCGGCGGGCGGCCGACGGCGCUGGUGGUGGUGGCUAGCCUGCUUGAGAAUAUUCCAAACAUGGCGGGGCUGUGCAGGACUGCUGAGUCCAUGGGUGCUGAGGCGCUUGUGUUGCCCUCGCGGGCCGUGGCCAGCAACGACGCAUUCAAGCGCCAGGCUGUCACGUCCGAGCGGUGGCUGCCCCUGCGAGAGGUCAGCCCGCGCGACCUCCCCGCCUACCUGAUCGAGAUGCGGGCCGCCGGCUACCUGCUGGUUGGGGUGGAGCAGGCGGCGGGCAGCGUGCCGCUGCAGUCCUUCGCCUGGCCCUCCCACGGGCGUGUGGUGCUGCUGCUGGGCAACGAGCAGAGCGGCGUGCCUCAGCCGCUGCUGCCACUGCUGGACGCAUGUGUGGAGAUCCCCAUGCUGGGCGUGACGCGCUCCCUAAACGCCCACGUCAGCGGCGCCAUGGCGGUCUGGCAGUACGUGCAGCAGCGCGGCCGCCACACCGGUGCCUAGACUCCGCACCGGUUCGUUUAGUGCGGGCUGGUAUCCACAACCCCACCUCCCCACCCCCGGCAACGUUGUAUGGUAGUAGUACGGUGUGUGUGUGUGUGUGUGUGUGUGUGUGUGUGUGUGUGUGUCUUGUGCGGAUGCAGCGUCGGCGUCAUGAUUACUGGCUCUGGAUUUGUUUGUGGAUGUUGGGGGUUUCGCGGAACUCGCGGGUCAAGUGGACGGACGCGGCGGCGGCGGCACGUGUCAUUAGUGAAGCCGCCAUGUGGCCGUGUGACAGUACAUGAGUAGCAUCUCGAGUAGCAUAGUCAAAAUACCCAUUUCCGUUGCAGUUCUGGCGUCAUAAGGGCCCCCCGGGCCCGGGCCUCGGUUUCUGCAAGGACCUGCAAGCGCCGGAGCGCGUCGUGCACACCACCUUGUAACCACGCACAAAACACAACAGUACGGUACAUGCAGCUGCGCCGUAGGGGCGUCGGUGUGUGUGUAGCGGUCAGCGUGCGCGUAUAACCCCAGCACCACGCUGCCCUGGCGCCAGCGCCCCAGCGCCACGCUGCACUGGCGCCAUCAGUGCGCGUAGUAGCCCCACGGCCCCGGUGUAACGCGGCCAUCAGUUUUGAGCGACGGGCCCGGCGGCGCUUGGUACCAUAUGUAGCCGUAUGUAGCUGGAAGAGUGAGGAGUGAGGAGCGAGCUGACUGUGUUAGUUGAGGUCGGGCCUGAGGUGGCAUGGGGUUCUGGGAGGCUGGCAAUGACGUGAGCAUCAGUGGAGCCGAAGGGCAGACCCGCACCGGGAUCAUCCCAGUGCUCGUAUCUUCCAUCUAC
Chlamydomonas reinhardtii is the source of this 2020-nucleotide messenger RNA. RefSeq lists its product as uncharacterized. The transcript has 8 exons. The coding region runs from base 28 to 1206 and encodes 392 amino acids. Gene Ontology annotation, biological process: tRNA methylation. The record is from RefSeq and is a predicted model, not a curated record. Lineage: Eukaryota; Viridiplantae; Chlorophyta; Chlorophyceae; Chlamydomonadales; Chlamydomonadaceae. Gene Ontology annotation, molecular function: tRNA (guanine) methyltransferase activity; RNA binding.